Messenger RNA from Pyrus x bretschneideri (Chinese white pear), 1800 nucleotides. RefSeq names its product delta(8)-fatty-acid desaturase 1-like. Gene Ontology annotation, molecular function: oxidoreductase activity, acting on paired donors, with oxidation of a pair of donors resulting in the reduction of molecular oxygen to two molecules of water. Gene Ontology annotation, biological process: lipid metabolic process. The coding region runs from base 251 to 1594 and encodes 447 amino acids. The record is from RefSeq and is a predicted model, not a curated record. Lineage: Eukaryota; Viridiplantae; Streptophyta; Magnoliopsida; Rosales; Rosaceae. The transcript is spliced from 2 exons. Gene Ontology annotation, cellular component: membrane.
GGUAUAUUCUCUCUCACACAAGCACACUAGCGCUGUAAAACGCAGCAGCAGAAGGCUCGAAAAAUAUCUUGGAGACAGUUUUGAAAUUUCUUCUGGAAACCCAGAAGACUUUGGGGGCAGUUGGAGAAAAUUUGGAAAGUGGGUGUGUACCCGUUCAGCAUUUUAAUCUAAUUGCUCGGAAAGUGGGGAGGUAUUUUGCUGGGAAGAGCGUGUGUUUUGACUAAACGCUUGAGGAAAGGAUUGGACAACAAUGGAGGGUGAGAAGAAGUACAUUACUGUCGAGCAGCUGAAGCUGCACAACAAGCCUUCGGAUUUGUGGAUCUCUAUCCAGGGCAAGGUUUACAAUAUCACUGAUUGGGCCAAAGAUCACCCGGGUGGGGAUGCCAUUCUCUUCAAUAUGUCCGGCCAGGACGUCACUGAUGCAUUCAUUGCCUACCAUCCUCCGUCCGCAUGGAAGUACCUGGGAAAGUUCUUCACUGGGUACCAUCUGAAAGAUUUCGAGAUCUCGGAGGUCUCCAAGGAUUACAGGAAGCUUGCUUCCGAGUUUAACCAGCUCGGUUUGUUCGAAAACAAAGGGCAUGUGGCUCUUUACUCUGUGAUUAGUAUUCUGGUUAUGCUUUACCUUGUUGUGUAUGGUGUGUUGAAGUCUGAGAGUGUGUUGGUUCAUUUUGGUUGCGGUUGUUUGUUGGGGAUCCUCUGGGUUGAGGGUGCCUAUAUAGGGCAUGACUCUGGGCAUUACCAGGUUAUGUCGAGCCGCGGGUACAACAAAAUCGCACAAUUUCUGGCCGGAAAUUGCCUGACUGGGAUCAGCAUUGCUUGGUGGAAAUGGACUCACAAUGCCCACCACAUUGCCUGCAACAGCCUUGACUAUGAUCCCGAUCUUCAGCACAUGCCGGUGUUUGCUGUGUCCACGAAAUUCUUUCAUUCAAUAACAUCAACCUUUUAUGGAAGAGAGCUGACAUUUGAUGCUGUGGCUAGAUUUUUAGUCAGCCACCAGCAUUUUACAUAUUAUCCGAUCAUGAUUGUUGGAAGGGUUAACUUGUUUAUACAGACAUUCUUGCUAUUGUUCUCGAAGAGAAGCAUCCCAGAUAGAGCUUUGAACAUAAUGGGGAUCCUUGUUUUCUGGACUUGGUUUCCUCUCCUUGUUUCGUGCCUGCCUAAUUGGAGGGAGAGGUUUAUGUUCGUGUUGGCGAGCUUUGCAGUGACAGCACUUCAGCACAUUCAGUUCACUUUGAACCAUUUCACAGGAGAUACUUAUCUUGGACCACCAACUGGGAACGAUUGGUUUGAGAAGCAGACAGCUGGUACCGUGGAUAUUUUGUGCUCGAGUUGGAUGGACUGGUUCUAUGGUGGCCUGCAGUUUCAACUUGAGCAUCAUUUGUUCCCCCGAUUACCCCGUUCCCAGCUAAGGAAGAUUUCUCCCACAGUGAAGGAACUAUGCAAGAAGCACAAUUUGCCUUACAAGAGUUUGUCCUUCUUGGAUGCCAAUGUGACUACCAUUCGGAUGCUAAGGAAUGCUGCCCAGCAGGCUUGGGACAUGGCCCUUCCCGUCCCAAAGAACUUGGCCUGGGAAGCUGUUAAUACCCAUGGCUGAUGUUUGUUGAGGCUCAUCUAAAUACCGCCCCUGCAUUAGGGUUCUCCGUUUGUAAGUUGGGGCAUCUAGGUCUGAAGAUCAUUCUUUUUCAGCAGGUUUUCAAUUGCCAUUUGAUAUUAUUUUUGGCAGUCUUUUUCCGAUAUUUGAUCUUUUAUGUUUUCUAUGUUUAAACUAAACCUCCAUAACAGAGUAUCUAUUUCUAUUGA